Molecule: messenger RNA, 742 nt
Organism: Dermacentor albipictus
Lineage: Eukaryota; Metazoa; Arthropoda; Arachnida; Ixodida; Ixodidae
Product: EKC/KEOPS complex subunit TPRKB-like
Biological process (GO): tRNA threonylcarbamoyladenosine modification
Cellular component (GO): cytosol; EKC/KEOPS complex; nucleus
Source: RefSeq, a predicted model, not a curated record
UAGACGUGACAUGUAAGUUAACGAAAACAAAUACAUAAACUCCGGCUUCGCGCGGCUUGCUCUGAGGCUUCAAUACAGACGUAACAGACGGCUUCUAUCCGAUGAGCACUGGCGGAGCAGACGAAGAGGUUCUUCGAGAAAGCUAACGAACUUGCAGCUCAAUGGAGUUUGUUAUGCACAACCGGGAGGGGAAGAGCAUGGCAUCCAUCCUGUUCUUUGGUGACGUGACAAACUGUAGCGAACUCCGGCAGCUGGUGCUAAGUGGAAGCCUGCAAGUGUGUCUCAUCAGGGCAUCUCUCGUGGCAGACAUUUUCCAAGUGCAGUGUGCAGUUGCCAAGGCAUUGGCAAAUCAUUCCAGUGGCCGCAUGAAAACAAGAAGCUUGCUCUCCGAGAUUCUCUAUGUUCUGGGGCCCACUGGCAGCAUUGGCGACUCAUUACGCCAGAUGGGUGCGCAGGACACCGACUCGACAAUUGUUGUUGUGCGCCUUGAUGACCCAGGAGACAGCAACCUCAAAACACUCAUGGAACGCAUCAAGGGCCGUCAGCUGCCCUUGGACAAUAUUCCACAGUUCACCAACUCUCAGGCACUUGCAAAACUUUUCAAGGUGACUGAGGAGGAACUCACCGUGGGCAGCUUACUAGAUGCCGUGGUGACACGAAUUGCUCUAAAGGAUACAGUGUAGGAGUGGGUCAGUUUGAUAAAGCAUAUAAUGUACAUUUCAGGAAACAAGCAACUUGCAAU